This is a messenger RNA of Durio zibethinus, 807 nucleotides long. RefSeq names its product subtilisin inhibitor CLSI-I-like. The record is from RefSeq and is a predicted model, not a curated record. Gene Ontology annotation, molecular function: serine-type endopeptidase inhibitor activity. Lineage: Eukaryota; Viridiplantae; Streptophyta; Magnoliopsida; Malvales; Malvaceae. Gene Ontology annotation, biological process: response to wounding.
GUUGUCUGGACUCUGGAACACUCUCCAUGUGGCAAAACCAAAGAAAAUUCGAUAAAAUCAAUCAGGAAGAGGACAUAUAAACCAGUUUGCCCUUCAUAAGUCACCAAAAUAGUGUUGCUUUGCCAUGGCUGAGAACCAGCUCACUGAAAAAGAACCUGGUGAAUUAACAGAUUCAACACCAAUCUUACCAAGAACUUACGGGCGUUUGCUUGGAUCGAACACUGCUCCAAAAAUGGAAUGGCCCGAGUUAGUAGGGCUGACCCCAGAGGAAGCAGAGAAAAAGAUUAAGGAAGACAUGCCAAGAGUCCAGAUUCAGGUGGUAGAAGCUAAUUCUUUUGUUACCAUGGAUUUCAACCAAGGACGGGUUCGAUUGUAUCUUGACCCUUCGGGAAAAGUUCAGAGACCUCCAAAAAUUGGCUAAGAGCAGCUUGUCUCCAUUCUAAAUUAUAUUACUGCAUAAUAGCUGUUGAAACAGCAGGUCCUUAAUUUUUCUUAAUGUCUUUGGACUUUGAAAAUUGUUCAUCGGUUGUGAAUAUCCUUUGCCGUAUAAAGUUUUUUAUUGUUGUUUCUUUCUUUCUUUCUAGUACUAUUGCACUAUUACAUGAAUGGACGAUAAAGAACUUGUUAUUACAGUUAAUCUUUUAAACAAAACUAUGGUAUUAGCAACCAAGCAAAUUUCCUCCCCGACUAAGAGGCCCAGGGCAUUGCGAAACUGAAAACACCAACAAAAGUACAAAAUGCUUGGCACAACAAGGCCGACCUUGAGCCUCAUAAUUACAAACCUUCUUGAGGGGAAGGAAUUAUGAA